Molecule: messenger RNA, 3546 nt
Organism: Closterium sp. NIES-65
Lineage: Eukaryota; Viridiplantae; Streptophyta; Zygnematophyceae; Desmidiales; Closteriaceae
Source: the annotation of a GenBank genome assembly
AUGCCUCCUAAACGGUCGUCAAAGGUCACUGCUGAGGUCACGCUCCCGGACGACCUCCUAACGGAUCCGAUCACCACGCCGGCUCCUGUUGUGGAUGGGGCUGAGAAGCAAGGCUCAAACGAUGCGGUUACUGUUAAUGCAGUCACGGACAAUGCUGCGCAGUUCGUCAAGGAAUCGGCUACUACUACUGCUGCUGACGUCGCUGGUGGUUCUGGACUAUCAGUGGAAGAGAAGUUUCAAGACAACCAGGCUCCUGUUGCUGUGCUUGACGAGUUCCUGGAGGAUGAUGAGGAUGAAGAGCUGGAGAUCGACAUUGCCAAGGAAGAUGCUUUUCGUCUUCGUUAUACAGCAAUCUUACUCAUUCCGAUGGUGCUUUCUCAGGAGAUUAAGGCCAUUAUUGCUGCAGUGCGUCUUCUGAUGACCAAGGUCUGGAGCUCUUCUCUAACCGAGAACGCUGGGGUGACGGCUAACAUACAGGAGAUGAUACCUGGUUUCGUCGUGAAGACACGAUUCUGCUGGCUUCAAAUCUCCUUCCUCGACGAACGGGAUGCGCAUCACAUCAAGUUUCAUGUUUUUGAGUACCAGAAGGCGAAUGCUCCGGCGAUCAAGUGCAUCUGGCACCAUACAGAGAACGCUUUGUACCUUAAGGAGAAGGCUACUCGUCCCCUUGCUAUUGAAGUGGUGUUCCGGCGAGUGCCUGCUAACAUUGUCCCGGAUGUUUUGAAGGACCUGCUUGCCCGUUUCAAACUGAAGAAGCGUCAGCAGUCGCCUUUCAAGGAAGGGUUUGGUUUCCAUCGGGUGGCUCACCCACUCACCGGAGCUGACACCGAUGUUAUCAAAGGCCUGACUUACCUUUCUCAUCUCUCACUGACGAUCUCUGUUGCGCUCGCAGCUGCUUCUCUGCGCACCUCCGCUCUCGUCACCCCCAUACUGAAAGAUCCAUCCAUCGCUCUUGUCUCGACCGGCAGCAACCGCGAAGAAUGGAUCUGCACGCAAGUGUGCUGCGGGAAGGCGAAAGGGAAAACUUUCUUGGCUGCGGCGGAUCACAUCAUCUCUUCGACUCACCUGCUGAACCAGGAGAAGAUGGGUACUGCCACAAAAGCCUCCAUGGACAAGGCUACUCCUGCCGGCAGGCCUGGAAUUUGGAAAGCGGUAGAGGCUGCCUUGGCGAAAGCGGCUGAGGAUGGAGAUGGUAAUUUCGAGUUACUACUUGGGAGGCUCAAUGCUGGUUUACGUGCGUACAUGAAGGAGGAGAACAAAAGAGUAAAGAAAACAACGGCUCAUCUGGCGGAGGUAGUGGCGGAGCUACAUCAGGAGCAGAUGCGCAACCCGAGCUGUCAAAAGACGAGUGACCUGUUUCACGUCAGGGACGCGCAGCUGAGAGAGUACCAUGCAUCAAAACGGGACAAACUUCACGUGAUGACAGGGACGGAUGCGGAGUUAGCUGGGGAGGUCCCUUCGCCUUUCCUAUCGGCGAGAGUCAAGGUCAGGAAGCAGAAGACACAGAUUGCAGAGCUGAAGGUGGGAGGCGUCAAGAUUUCUGACUCACCCGGGAUUCUGACGGCCGCGACGCAGUAUUUCACGGACCUUUUCGGCACUGACGGUCGGACAUCAACAGAGCGGUGGAAACCGCUUGCUGGGAGAAAGUUGGAUGCAGAGUCGGCGGCUGGGCUCGCAGCAGAUUGGACAGAAGAGGAGGUUAAACAGGCCUUCAAAGCGCUUGCAGACGGCAAAUCACCCGGGAAGGAUGGGCUCCCGAAAGAGCUGUUUGAAAGACACUGGGAUGUCCUCGGCAAGGAGUUCCUCCGCAUGGCGCAAUCCUUCUCGGUUUCAGCAACCAUUCCUGCAAACAUCAAAGAAGCGAUUACUAUUCUGCUCCAUAAAAAGGGAGAGAAGGACAAUCUGGACAACUAUCGUCCGAUCACACUUCUGAACUUCACGUACAAGGUGCUGGCGCGGGUGGUGGCGAACCGGAUGAAGAUGCACCUGCACAAGGUGAUCUCGGCGGAGCAGUACGGCUUUAUUCCCGGCAGGAGAAUCUCGGAGGCCAUCGGUGUGGUUGCUGAUGUUAUUGAGGCGGCGAAAAAGGGGAAUGAAGACUGGUACAUGCUGCUGGUAGAUUUCCGCAAGGCCUUCGACUCGGUGUCUAGAAGCUUCCUUUUCAGCACCCUCAAGGAAAUGGGCUUCCCAGAGAGAUUCGUCGGCUGGGUGGAAGGUCUGCACAAAGACACAAGAACAAGGUUAUUAAUCAACGGUUGGCUGGGGGAAGCAGUGGAUGUUAAGUCGGGGGUGAGACAGGGCUGCCCACUCGCUCCGUACCUGUUUCUCUGCGCGGUGGAACCGCUGGCGCAAGAGGCAGAGCGUCGGAAGAUUGGUCUCUGCAACAAGGCAAACCAAGGGUUAGCGUGUGUCGGUUACGCGGACGACACGACACUUUUUUUGGAUGGGAAAAGACAAAUUGCCAGGGCUGAGAAGCUGUUAGCCUGGUUUGCUGGACUGUCAGGGCUGCAGACGAACAAGGGCAAAUCGGUGAUCCUCCCGAUCGGCCACAACAUUGGGAGGAGACCAGGGACGCUGGGCGGCUUUAAAUGGGCCAAGGCGGACGAAGCGGAGAGAGUCCUGGGAGUCUGGGUCACCCCCUCUGGAAGUAGUGAGCCGACCUGGAAGCGGGCUUUUGAAAAAAUAAUAGUGGAGUUGAUUAAGUGGAAGGCGCUCUUCCUCACGAUUGCGGCGAGGGUUGUGAUUAUCAGCUGCUACAUCACACCGAGAAUAGCAUACCAGGCGCAGGUCUAUCCCCCGUCAGAGGAGAUCUGGAAGAAGCUCGUUAAGCUGAUUCACAAUUUCUUAACGGGGAACAAUGUAUCGGCUGAGAAAGGGAGUGCUUCUCGCCUGCCUUGCCGCGAGAAGGAUUGGCUGCUUGCUGCUGGAGAAGAACCAAAAAAAAAAAAGGAAAUCACGCUCAAGGCGGCGGGAUUACCGCUCAGAGAGGACACGUUCCUGGCUCAUGAACGGUUGCUGAAGCACUGGCCGGGAGAAAACGAGCGCUGGUUACAGACAUGCGAGACUUUCAUGAAAUCCCCGAUGGCGGACACUGGGAAGUCAGACAGCAAAGAGGAGGUGGCGCAAGAAAGGGUGGUUUUUAACCGGAAGCUGCUUCUGAACUGCACGAACCCAGUGGGUGGACAAAAGGAGGCUAAGGGCCUCUGGGGGACGAGGCUGGGUGACCUGGUAACCACGCGUCAGGACGGUACGGUGGAGAUUAAGGACAUGGAUACGCUUGAGCGGGAGCUGCGUAGCAGGGACUCAGCCCGGCUGGCUCUCAAAGCACUUGAUGCAGCCCCGCAGGAAUGGAAGGAAGUGCUCAUCCCGGAUGCCAGUGGAAAGGGGGCUGGAUCUGGGGUGAAAAAAUCGUCUGGGAACAGCGGCGGUGGCGAACAUGCAGCGGCUACAAUUUUUCGUUCGGGGAUUUUCACGAACGGGCAGCUGUCAUCCCUGAAGCAGCUGAGGGAAUCGUGGGCUGUGCCAGACGCGGUCUCCACGAAGUAG